Messenger RNA from Dicrocoelium dendriticum, 3445 nucleotides. Lineage: Eukaryota; Metazoa; Platyhelminthes; Trematoda; Plagiorchiida; Dicrocoeliidae. The record is from the annotation of a GenBank genome assembly.
CUGAACUUGAACCCCCAUACUUCAGUGCAACGAAUCCCAUGGCAGCAUUGUAUCAGAUAGCUUCCAACGAUGCACCAUGUCUAGUGGGUGGAAAUUGGAGCGAUGAGUUCCGUGACUUCGUGCGUUGUGUUCUUCAGAAGGACCCCGCUAACCGUCCGUUUUGUGAACAAGCACUUGCCCACGUCUUCUGCACAAGUGUCACUCGGUCGUUGUACAUCCUGGCUGAACUGAUUCAGCGUACCAAAGUGGCAGUGGCCGCACAGGAAAAUCAGCUUAGCCAGAAAUGGCGAAAAAUAUUGUAUGAAAGCGACCUGAACCGGUUUUCGGAAUCUGUACUAGUCACCGGUUGCGACAGUAACGUGCACAACGGAGUUGAUGGUCCUUACAUGGGUGAUCGUCCGAUGCCGGAUAUGAACACCGCGUCGGAAUUAGAUCCGAAGCAGAAGGCUCUUGCAGCUGAGAAAGCACAAGAAGCCCUUUCAACCUAUCUACAGCCUGUAGAUAGCAAUCGCGUGGGUGAUUACAGCAAACGUACAAAUACAAAGCGCACGACGCAGAACCCGUCACACAUACACGAUGUCAACAACCACAGGAGUAGCGGGUCGACAGUAGACGAUUUGGAUUUUUACACCGGAGAUAGCUGUUCCAACAGUGUUGAAAGCGUUGGUAGUGACCUUUCGGACAGUUUGCUUAAUCAGUCACGACAGAAGACAAUGCUUCUCGAUGCCAAGUCCUCUACUCCUGGACCGGACGCGGUGGAUCCGAGAAAGUCACUGGUCGUUUCUCAUGCGACUUGCACCAUUACUUCAAAUCCACACAUUCGAGUGAUUGAUCCAAACAGCGGUCGCAGUGGUUCUUGUGAUUUCAACGAUUUGCACUAUCCAUCCACACCGAAUCGGCCAGCUCGAACUCGCUUCAGUGCCACACACACUCCACCUAUGUCGGCCGAUUUACAACGUUCUCCCAUCCCGCCUCAAUUCGCGUCGUCUGAUGCACACCUGUACGCAAACGUGGAGAUUUCAAGUACUGACGAUUUCACUGGAAGCGAUCCUCACGUGUACCACGCGAUUGACGUUGCCUAUGAUUUCCAACAAGCCGUCACAGACAGCAACGCAAACUCGUCUUCUGAACCAGUUCCCGGUGUGGCUGAUUCCGGUCCAAGUUCAGCUGAACUCGUGUCCUCUACCACAGGCCAGUUUGCCACUCUGAAGACGAGCCAAAUGAUGCGUGGGGUCGCUUUCAGCAUUGAUUCCUCCGGCCGUCCCUCCAUCGGAUCCCCCACCACUGCGUCCGCCGCUACUUUGGGUUUCCCACAUUUGGCUGAGGGCCGCGCUUCAGCGUUCUGGAGGGAUCAGAUGAGUGAGCUAAAACGAUUACGCACACAACACAACAAACAUUUGAAGCAACUGCUGGACAAAAACAAUGCUGAAGAGGAACAGCUGAAAUCCAGAUUGAAUCGGGAGUAUGAGGCAACCAAAGUUGCGAUGAAGAAGGAGUUUCAACGCUUAGAAGAAGCACAUGCUGCUGAAAUGGAACGGGAACGAAAGCGUGCUUUUGCUGUGGAAGCCAAGUUGGCUAAUCAGCUGGAUAACGAGACGAAGCUGCAACUGAAAUCCGCCAGGAAGUCAAGAACUCGACCGGUUAGCGCUCAUGACCCGCCGGAUGCAGCAUGUGGCAAGGAACAGGAUCCCGUGGAAGCCACACGACGAAUGCGUCAAAAUUUGACCAAUCUAGAAUUACGCAAAGCCAAACGGAUCUCCUUAGUUCAACUCCAGAAUCUAGAGAGUGAGCACAUUCGGCAGUACAUCCGUCUGGAACAAAAGGCUGGUGAGGAGAUGACCGCAUUGUUAUUGGAGCAACAUCUGAAAUUAGAAGAGCUGGAAUCGGCUCAACAGAAGCGCGUGCACACCUUACGUUUGUCUCAGUUACAAAAGCAACAUGAGGCUGAGAUGAACAACCACAACCAGUACAUUGAACGUGCAAAAGUGAAGCUCCAAAACAAACACAUAUUGGAACAAAAGAAUCUACCGAAAGACCUUAAGCAAAGAGAGCUACAGAUCUACAAACAAUUCCGUGAUGCGGCUCGCAUUCAAAAGAAACAAUUCAAAUUACUUCGUGAUGAACGAAUUAAAGCCUUUCGACGGACGAUGGAACUUAGUUCAGCGGGAACAGUAUCUCUUGGUUCUACUGACUCUGGAGUAAAUGCAUCAGGGUCAUCUGCGAAUUCCUAUGCGGACCGUACGGAAGACCAAGAGCGCCCCGUAUCCUUGUUUGCUCCCGCGCAAGAUGAACGCCAAAUUUUGGAGAGCUUGAAGCAGGAGGAGAAGCGGAAGCAAACCGAUCUAGAAGCUCAAUACAAAAAAACGAUAAGCGAUUUGUACAAGAGACAAAAUGACAAAGUCGACUCCACCCAGACUCGCGAGUUGGAAGAAUUGGAGAGGCAUCGUAAGGAUGGCAUCGCUCAACUGCAGAACUAUCAAGAAAAUCAGCGCCGCGAGAUGGUAAAACAGCAGCAAAAAGAAGUAGAGGAUUUGCGGAAUCGCAUCGAGUCCCGAAAGGACUCGCUUGAGGCUGCUGUGAAAAAGAAUAUUGAGUCAACGAAAGAGGAGGCACGUAAGAAGAUGCGUCGUUUAAUGGAGCAGCAUGCCCAGGCCCUGCGGGCGUUUGAUGCUCAAACAGCCAGCCUCGGAAUCGACAAUGCUGCGGUCAUCGGGGUCUCCGGCCGCACACUUGGACCCAGUGGUGGAAGCUCCCCGGGAACCAGCAGCGGAUCCUUUUUUAGUAACAACAGUAGCGGAGCGCAACACCCGGCCGAUUGGCGCCACAGUCGGACGGAGUUUUUGCCCUCGUAAUGUGCAACCAAUCCUUGAGUACAGCGAAGAAAAACGGCCUCGCUUAGAUGAUUCCACAGCACAUGCUCCGUCGGAUACCCGAACACACUGUUGUGUCUGUUUCGACAAAUGGCCACGAAGCAAUCCUCUCAUACACGCUGUCCUUCUACAGUGCACAUGCUUCGUGGUUUUCCGGCGCGCAGACUAUGCGCUUCUGUGGUGCAUAUUUUUUUAUCGAAUUUCACGUGACCCAUUUGUUUGCAUCCUCUUUCGAAAUGCCCCCCAACAACCCUUCGGUUUCUGUAAAUUGAUAGCACUCAGAAACUACGACUUAGACAAUUUUCUUGCCCCAAGGCACUCGACUCGCGUUGUGUACAGCCCAUUGGCAACUGUAUACUCUUUGGCUCAUUUGUGAGCGUGGAUAUUUCGCGAUCUUAGCUAUUAAGACGUCAGAUUGUGCUUCAUCGGCGCAUGCGUGCCAACGGAUUUUGUGAUUUGAAACUGAUGGUUUUCCUUAUGUGUCUCCCUCGCUAACUUUUCACAACCCUACAUUUGUUUUUCUUGAAUACCUUUAUCUUUCCCAACUCGAAAUACAGUACAAAAUAUUGUUCUUC